CGGAACACACGUACAUUUUGUUUUCAAAAAAUCUCUGUGAAAUUAUAUUAAUAUUACCGAUUAAAUUCAAAUAAACUACGUGAAAAUGCUUUCACGGUUUAGAAAUUAUAUGUUACCGUAUUUAUAUCUAUACCGGCGGUCCAUUUCGUCCACAACUAGAAUAAUUCUGAAGGAAAACUUGUCCGCUGCGGCGUACAAGCCAGAAGUUGUGGAAAAAGACAAAUACAAUCAAUGGGAAUGGAAGGGCUUGUUCAAAGCCGAGAAUUUAAGCGACAAGCCUCCUUUCAGCAUGGUUCUUCCACCUCCGAACGUCACAGGAAAACUGCAUUUAGGUCACGCUCUAGCCUGCACCAUUCAAGAUGUGACCGUAAGAAGAAAGAGGUCACUAGGCUUCAAUGUGCUCUGGCUACCUGGCACUGACCACGCUGGAAUAGCUACUCAGGGUGUUGUAGAAAAGUAUUUGCAUAGCAAGAAAGGAAUGGACCGAUUAACGAUUGGCCGUGAGAAAUUCAUCAACGAAGUUUGGAAGUGGAAAGAAAAGCAUGGAGACACAAUUUGUGAACAGCUACGAACCCUUGGCUGCUCUUUGGAUUGGUCAAGACAAAAGUUCACGAUGGACCCCAAACAUUCAAACGCAGUUAAUACAGCGUUCAUAAGAUUAUUCCAAAAAGGCCUCAUUUACCGGAAGAAGGCUCUAGUCAACUGGUGUAACGCAUUAAAAUCUACAGUGUCCGAUAUUGAAGUUGAGAAUGAGACUAUAAAUGGAUCAACAGAUAAGGUGAUACCAGGAUAUGAUAGGCCCAUCAGAUUUGGUCUCAUGUACAGCUUUGCAUAUAAACUGUUCGAUCCACCGUCAGAAGAAAUAGUAGUCUCUACAACAAUGCCUGAAACGAUGCUGGGUGAUGUGGCUAUUGCAGUUCAUCCACAUGAUUCCAGGUAUAAACACCUUAUCGGCAAGCAAGCUAUACACCCAUUUCGAAACGCCACAAUACCCAUCGUAGCAGACGAUUUCGUCGACAUGGAAUUCGGGACUGGAGCCGUGAAAAUAACGCCAGCGCAUAGCAAAGUUGACUACGACAUCGCCAAACACCAUCACUUGCCUCUACUACAAGUUAUCGACGAGAAUGGCUGCAUGAAAAACUGUGACAAAUACAAUAACCACAAAAAGUACGAUUGCAGAGAAAUUAUCGUUCAAGCGUUAGAAAAUUCUGGACUCCUCAGAGCAGUGAAACCACAUCCAAUGACGUUACCAGUGUGCAGCCGGACUGGUGACGUCAUAGAGUAUUUGCCGAAGGAACAGUGGUUUUUAUCGUGUAGUGCAAUAAACGAGAGAAUCUCAGAAAUUUUAAAAGAGGGGAAAUUAAAAAUUGAACCAGAAAAGUUCGUCAAACAAUGGUUAAAUUGGACUGGGGAUGACAGAGAUUGGUGCAUAUCACGGCAGCUCUGGUGGGGUCAUCAAAUUCCCGCCUACAAAUGCAGCGUCGAAAAAAGUGUCAUCUGGAUCGCAGCUAACGAUGAGAUGGCAGCCAAACAGCAAGCAUCCAAAUUCCUACGAACAUUGCCUGGGGAGAUCAAGGCAGAAAGAGAUACUGAUGUCCUAGACACUUGGUUCUCCUCAGGCAUAUACCCAUUCGCUGUUUUGGGAUGGCCCGAGCAUUAUUACAACGAAGACUACAGAGAAUUCUACCCGUUAGACCUUAUGGCCACUGGACACGAUAUCCUAGGUUUCUGGGUACACAGAAUGGUGAUCCUUGGCCUGGAACUAACGGAUAAGUUACCAUUUAAUAAAGUCUUGCUACACGGUAUUAUUUGCGAUAACAAAGGCGCUAAAAUGUCCAAGAGCAAAGGCAACGUCAUUGACCCACUCGACGUCAUCAACGGGAUAUCGAUGGGCAAACUCAAGGAGAAAACGGAGGAUAUGCACAAAAACGGAAUUUUGAGCAAGGAAGAAAUGAACAAGGCGUUGGAUUACCACAAAUCAAAUUUCUCCAAUACGAACGGCAUUCCCCAGUGUGGAGUUGAUGCUUUGAGAUUCACUCUCCUCUCGCAAGACGUGAAAUCUCAUUUUGUCAAUUUCGAUGUGGCCAUGUGCCAUGCCAACAAACUUUUCUGCAACAAAAUCUGGCAAAGUGUCAAAUACACCCAGUUAUCCUACAACAAACUGGGCGUUAUUGAAGAUAAAAUAACUUUAGACGACCUCACAUAUUUCGACAAGUGGAUUCUUAGCAGACUCGCGGAUAUGGUGGAAAAAGUCAACGUGUCUAUGGAUACUUAUAAUUUCCAUAUAGCAACGAAAGCUCUGAGGAAUCUUAUCUACAACGAAUUUUGUGAUGUGUACCUAGAAGCUACGAAACCGGGUUUUGAUAGUGAUAACAAAAAAAUGGGAUUUGCACACGCUCACACUCUUUCCGCAGUUUUGAAUACGUCGCUAAGGUGUCUUGCACCUUUUAUGGCAUAUUUAACGGAUGAACUCAUCCCUAAAAUUCCUGCCUUUCAAAGAAACAUCAUCAUAAACUUCAAUGACAGUGGGAAACCAUAUUUAGAUUUUCCCAAACCUGAAGAUUUCAACGCUUGGAAGAAUUUAGACUUGGAAGGGAAAGUAGGGAAACUGUUGAGCGCCAUAAAUCUAGUCAGAGAAUUGAGAGGUUUCUACGGGAUUUCGAAUAAAUUUAAGCCAGCAAUACAAUUUUGUACCUCUGAUGAAACGUUGGUGUCUGAUAUAAAAUAUAAUGAAAGAAUUGUGCUGAAUUUAACCAGAUGUGGUCUUCUUCAUUUCGAUGCUGAGGCCGCGAAAAACUGCGUCAGUGGCAUUUUGGAUAAAGAUACUAAAGUGUGCGUAGAAAUUAUUGGAGAUAACGUAGAUAGCACCAUAUUGGCUGCUAGGGAUAAAUUAGUAAAGAAAAUUAACAAGCUGCAAGAAGCUAUAAUGAAGUUGGAAGAAAAACAAAAUAAUCCACAUUAUUUGAACUCCGCGUCGGAAUGGACGAAAGUCUUAGAUAAGGAAAAGUUAUUGACGAAACAACAAGAACUGAAGCAACUUAAAAGACUGAUUUAAACGUUUUAUCAUUCGACAUUAAAUUUAACUUGCGCGCGCGCGGGCUUUUGACAAAUGAAAUGGGCGGAGCCUAGCGCUGUUAUUGGAUAUAUCUAUCUCGCUCAUUUGUCUUGAGUGAAAGGGAUGGAUAGUUCCGAAAAUUCGCACGUGUAUUUGAAUGGUGUAAUUAAAUUACAUACAAUAAUAUUUAUUGCAGAUGUUGUAUUUGUCCUGUGUAGGUAUGACUUUGUUAGUUAAAUUAAAAAUGUGCAUUUGUUAAUUUUAAAAUAUUUAUUUUAUAAAAUCAAUAAAACUUUAAUUUUACAACAAUCGUUUUAUUAGAGCUAUGAAUUGACUAACAACAACAAGAGUGGCCCCUCUGAACAUAAACUUAGAUCAAGAAGGUAUUUUCAAAAUGCCUUUUUUAGACCACCACUACAUACUAGGCGAAUAAA
Messenger RNA from Ostrinia furnacalis (Asian corn borer), 3489 nucleotides. It is a transcript of the gene ValRS-m, whose product is annotated as Valyl-tRNA synthetase, mitochondrial. Bases 86 to 3055 code for a protein of 989 amino acids. The transcript has 4 exons. The record is from RefSeq and is a predicted model, not a curated record. Gene Ontology annotation, biological process: valyl-tRNA aminoacylation. Gene Ontology annotation, cellular component: cytosol. NCBI's taxonomy places the organism in Eukaryota, Metazoa, Arthropoda, Insecta, Lepidoptera, Crambidae. Gene Ontology annotation, molecular function: ATP binding; aminoacyl-tRNA deacylase activity; valine-tRNA ligase activity.